This is a messenger RNA of Paramecium sonneborni, 823 nucleotides long. NCBI's taxonomy places the organism in Eukaryota, Ciliophora, Oligohymenophorea, Peniculida, Parameciidae. The record is from the annotation of a GenBank genome assembly.
AACUACCAGAUCAUUUCAUCAAUUAAUACAAAAUUAAACACCCUAAUAAUUGCAUCACUAAAAUCAAUUAAAAUAAAUUGUAGCAUCAGUUAAAUUUCCAUCAUUUUAAUUUUCAAACAUUUAAAACCAACAUUUCAAAAUAAAGCGCCUUUAUAAUUUUAAAUAUAAUGGAUUAAAUUAAAAAAAAAUCAACGAAGUAUUAAAGAGGAGUCUAUUGGAAGUACAAAUACUAUAGCGAGGAGCUAAACGAAGAAACUUAUGUGACAACAAUGAUGGAAUAAUAUCAAACAGAUGGUGUAAAAGCCUUUUGGGGUUAAUAUUCUAUAAAUAACUAAAAUAAAACAUGUUUUUUACAUUGUAUUGUAAGUUUUGGCAAAAGAGUUUCACCCAAGAUUGUAAAACUUAAGUUAAAACUUGGAGAUGUAAAAGUAAAAGCAAUUAGGAAGUCUUUGUUAAAAGAUGAAAUUAAAAAUUGUUUAGAUGUAAGAAUAAGAGUUGCAGGAACUCAAUACAUAGGUUCAGAUACAUUAAGGAGAGAUAAACAAAAAGAAAAAAUUCAAAAAGAGAGGGAGAAAGAAUAAAAUAAGAUAUGUUAGAUAAUAAAUUAAUAAAUAUAAACAGAGGUUUUAUUACAGUUAAUUUUUAGGAAAUCUAAGAAUCCAAUUAAUAAUUUUACAAGUUAUCAUAACUCCUUGAUUCUAAUCUUAGAAUAGAGUAGAGAGGUGUUAGAAUAGAAUAGCAAUUGGAUAUAAUUAGAAAAUUUUUGGAGAAUAUAUAGCAGGAGAAAAUGGAACCCUAUAAAUCUUUGAUCUUAUUAGAUUGA